This is a messenger RNA of Branchiostoma belcheri (Belcher's lancelet), 3316 nucleotides long. RefSeq lists its product as uncharacterized. The record is from RefSeq and is a predicted model, not a curated record. The transcript has 2 exons. Gene Ontology annotation, biological process: negative regulation of translation; proteasome-mediated ubiquitin-dependent protein catabolic process; protein polyubiquitination. Gene Ontology annotation, molecular function: zinc ion binding; translation repressor activity; ubiquitin protein ligase activity. Lineage: Eukaryota; Metazoa; Chordata; Leptocardii; Amphioxiformes; Branchiostomatidae. The coding region runs from base 1 to 2931 and encodes 976 amino acids.
AUGGAAGAACUUAGUCACAAAGACGACAUCGAAGACAAACUUCAAACUAAAGAUGGAGUCUGCGAUCUCUGUCAAUCUGGAGAAGACACAUCAGUGCUUCCGUGUCGUCACCGAUUUUGUCAUCCAUGCCUGGGGCAGUUACAAGUGACAGAACGAGAGGGGGAGUUAACUUGUGUAGUGUGCAGUUCUAAUGCCCCCCUCACCCAAAAUGGCGCUCGACAAGAAGACGAAAAAGGCUACUCGCAAUCGAAGCUCCCAGGGAUUAACACAAUUGACGGGACAGCCGAGACACAGUCUACAGGACAACAGCAACCGGAAAGGUCCAAGCAUUCAGAGCAGAAAAUUGCAACCUUUAAUUCGGUACAAAAGGAGCUACCCUCUGAAUCGGAGGCACCGAAUGUUGACCAUAGAAAUGUGGUGACAACAGGUAAGCCAAAAGAGGGACAAGUAGAAGACGUAGAAUAUUUCUUGUGCUUAAACAAUUCGGACACCAAGAAUUCGCCCAAAGGUACGGUGGAGAAAGAGUUGCUGCCUGAGCCAAAAGAGACUGACACAACAGAAUAUGAGGAUACAAGAGAGUCGGGUGACAUCUAUCAUUUUCAAGAUUUAAACAUUCAAGAUGUAAUGGCAGAAUCUGAAAGGGAAAGUGAGAAAUCGUAUUCUGGAUCGACGUUACUUAAAACAGCAACGACAGCAAAAUCAGCAAAAACAAAAACAACAACAACAACUACAGCAGUGACAGCUCCAAAAUCAGCAGCAAAAACAACCACAGUAGAAAAAACAGCAGCAACGUUAACUACAACACCAGCAGCAAAAGCAGCAGCAGCAACAGCAGCAGAAAUACCAACAAUAGUUUCAGAGAAAACAACAACAACAGCAGAAGUAACAACACCAGCAGCAAAAGCAACAACAGAAAAAACUACACCAGUAGCAGCGAAAACAACAACAGCAGAAGUAACAACACCGGUAGCAGCAAAAACAACAGCAGAAGUACCAACAACAGUUGCAGAGAAAACAACAACAGCAGAAAAAACAACAACAGCAGCAGCAACAACAACGACAACAGCUACAGAAGACCCUGCCAGACAGGAAGAGGCCCCGAGAAGAUCCCAUCGUUUGAACUCCGAGGACCGUAAAUACAUUCUAGUUUCGAAAAAGGGACGCAAAAGUCAGCAGGGCGAAUCGGGAGAUUCGAAGUUACAUGUCAGAUUUGACAUGGCAGCAUCGACAGUUAUAUAUGGACAGAUAGGUCCAGAAGAAAUGACAGAGAGUCUGCAACAUGGAGAUGAAGACAAGAAGGGAGUUAAUAUGAGUUCUCCGGGCAGAGAUAUCGGAACACAGCCCAAAGAGUUGUCGUUACACCACAAGAAGGGGACAUGUAAGUGCUCGAGGGGUGAAGUUAAAACCGUGCACUGUAGCGUCUGCCAGAAAUAUGUCUGCCUUCACUGCGCCACACACGAACACAAAGACCACUCCGAGGAAGAGAUACAAGAAGCUCUGGACAAGGAGAAAGACAAGAUAAAGCACGGAUUAGACAUCGCCAGCACAUGUGCCGAAGCACAUCACAAGAGAGUCGACGAACUCGCAGAAUCAGAGCAAAAUCUUUUGAACCAAUUUGAAAACAUGACCAUAAGGAUCGCCGACCAUUCAGAAAUUGCUCUUAGUUUGAUAAACGAGCGGGUUGAAAGCAUCGUUCAAGCCGUACAGGAUGAAGCAGAGAAGGUUCGAGAGUCCGUUCGUAGUUUUAAGGCUGAAAGCUUGGAAGAUCUUAUUGCAGCUUUCGAGGAACGACGGAAGAACAUAGCCGAAGAACGCGAAGCUGCGCAAGUAGCGUUUGCAGCGUCUUCAAGCUACACUAACAUCUCACGAAAGAUACUCGAAGAUGGCAGCUCCGCAGUGGUGCUGACUUCAUCCAACAGCCUUUCUGAAGUCUUCAAAACGUUGAAAUACCCACAUGAGAAGACGCCUGUGCCAAGUGCAAUACCGCCGGAUUACGACAGGCGUCUCUGGUUCAUGGCGCCUCAAGUGGACCUCAAUGGGGAGAUACAGAAAUGGUUCGGCAAAGUCGUAAACGGUUCUUGUAAAGAAAUAGUUGCGGAAGGAACGAAACGAGAAACAAAAUCUCCAGCAUCACAACAAUGUCCAACAUUGAUAGCAACGCUAAAAAGCGCCACCACGCAGCUCCACCGGACAUUCAGCGUGGCAACAGACGAGGAAAACGACAUCAUCGUCGCCGGCCAGAACAUCGUCCGCAUCUUCAGCAGCGACACCAUGCGGCUCAAAAGCGCCGUGGCUCUGGCCUUUAACCCGGAAGGGCUUGCGGCGUACGGCGACGAAAUCUUCGUGACCGGAAACGGGCACAACAUCCACGUGUUGAAGAAGAGUGGAGACAGCAGACGCGUGCUUCAUGUCGAGGGGGUGCUGUCCCGACUACAGGGAUUGGCAGUGGAUACUACCGGUAGAAUCAUCGCAACUGAAGGGCGCCAAGUUUUCGUCCUUCUCCCAGAUGGAACCGAGGUCUGUACAUUCGAUGUCGCUUCAGAGGGUGGCCCCGUUAGACUCUACCCAGCGACCAAUAGCAGUGAUCGUAUCAUCAUCAGCGACCAAUCAGGACACACCAUCAAGCUGUACGACGCAUCCGGGAACCUGAUUCGUCAAAUGGGCGGGAAAGGUAAAGAUGAUGGACAGCUGCUCAGUCCGGCAGACGUGUGCGCAGACGCAGAGGACAACAUCAUCGUAGCAGACACCAAGAACAACCGAGUUUCCCAGUUCAACCCAGAGGGAACGUUUGACAAGCACCUUGUUGUGGAAGAAAACUACGUCAGAUUUCCAUGGGGCGUAGCUAUGACCGGAGACGGUAGACUUGUGGUGUCGUCAUUGGCGGUCGGGCAGGCAGUCAAAGUCUUCGACCUGCACAAAAACUCUUCUUAAAGAUUUAAAGAAGCCAUCCAGCGAUUAUGUUAGAUACAAUAUCUAUGUACAUAAUAUUAAAAAAGUUUCUGUCUAGCUUAGCUUUCUUUUCGUCUCUUUUGAUGUCAACCGAUUUUGUAAAAAUAUGGCAAACAAUUUUUGGACCUAUUUCAGACUGACUCAAAGCCAAGGACACUUUGACAACGCUACAGGGUAUUUCAGUUAUUUUACUGCAUAUGUAUUAUUAUGCAUUAUCAUAUAGCCAAGAGUUCGCCACGCUCACUCGGUGGUUUAUUUGGUGGUUAUCGUACCUGAUGACCUGGGAUUAUGUCACCAUAUUCACUUCGGAUUGGGGCAUUAACCCCUUUAUUAUUACACACAUCUCCAGAUGGAUAGAUAGAUAGAA